UUGUUUUUUUUGUUUUUUUGGGUCUAGGUAAGAAAUUCAACAAAAUUCUUAUUAAUAAAAAGUACAAAAAUAAAAGAGAGAGAGUUAUCAGGAAAAUUUUGAAGGAAGAGGGAUUUAGAGAAAAAGAUAUUUGUUUUCCAUUUCUGAAUUGAACACUAAAGCGUGUACUAGUCGAGAGCUUGGUUUCGGUUGAAAUUCAUCAAGUCAGUGAUUAGACUUGAGUGAAUGAAGUUGGUUUAAACAGCAUGGAUGAUGAAGUGGGUGAGGAGGUGACCCCAUUUAACACAGCUGAGGGUGGGCACAUUCAAACCAAAGACGGUGAGUAUUUUCUGAAAUCUGAAAGCUGCAACAUGUUGGAACCCCAUGAAAUGCUCAUACCAGGUGAGGGCAACUAUUCCCAGAACCCGCAUCAGCAAUUUGCAGAAAUAUUAGAUGGUAAGAAUAUAAAUAGGUUUAAAAGCAUUGUAAAUGCUGUAGAAAACCCAUAUAGUGGCUCCCACUUAACGGGUGAUGCUGGUGAAACUGUGGAAGAGUUAACUGUAAGAAAUUGUGAUGGUUCAAAUUUAGCCAUAGUCGGUACAUCAACAAAUCUAGGAAGAAUACAGCCUAGGCAGAGUCAGUGGCAACAUCUAUACCAGUUAGCAAGUGGGUCAGGAAGUGGGAGUUCACAUGGUGAUACCGCAUACAGGGACAAUGGUCAACCUAUGUUAACAGGCAUGGAGGAUAGGGGUUACUCAUCAUUUCCCGAUGCUUUGGCUCAAAAACCCGAUGGUCAAAAUGAAUCUGCUGAAGAAUUGACCAAAGCUGAACAUAGAGGAGUUUUGAGUAGCACCCAUGGUGGUAUCAGGACAAAGAUUCUAUCCAAGUCAGGGUUUUCUGAAUUUUUUGUUAAAAGCACACUGAAGGGCAAGGGUAUCAUAUGUAAAGGCCCACAAGGGCCACAACAUGAUGGCCACCUUCUUGAGUCCGGAGACCAGAGGAGUACGAAGAUUGGUUCUGGUACUGUGGUAGCUUCUGCUACAUCACAAAGUCUAGAUGCCAAAGUUGUUACUCCACCUUCCUAUGGAGUGAAAGCUGCAAUCAGGAUUGGUGGUUCUGAUUGUGAUGGAGUCACUUUGAGGGAAUGGCUAAAAAUUGGCCACGCUAAAGUGAAUAAGUUUGAGCGCCUGUGCAUUUUUAAACAGAUUGUAGAUCUGGUGGAUUAUUCUUACUGUCAAGGAAUUGCCUUGUAUGACUUGCGUCCUUCUUAUUUGAAGUUGUUGCCUUCAAAUCAGGUAAAGUAUCUUGGAAGACUUGGAUCAACUGUCCAAAAGGAGAUGCUACAGUGCAUAAUGGAUCAAGAUGUUUCUCAAUUAGAGAAUAAUCUGAUUAGGAAAAGGCCAGUGGAACAGGGUUUUUUUCCAUCAGUUAGUUCAUGUGCAAAGAAGCAAAAGUUUCUCCAAAGCAAAAGACUUUUUAGGCAGUGGCCUCAGUUUCCAACAAGUUAUGGCUUUAAACUUGAAAAUGCAAAUUCAAUUAACGAAUUUGAUGAAGGUCACCUGAGUGCAACACAGAGGGCUGAGAGUAAGUUUGGCUGCCUUCUUGGGUCUAAUACAAGAGAGCAGAUGACUUCUUUAAGCGAGCAGUUGGAAGAAAAGUGGUAUGCUAGUCCUGAUGAACUCAGUGAGGGGAGCUGCACAAUUUUAUCAAAUAUCUACUCUCUUGGUGUUCUUCUUUUUGAGUUACUUGCGCGUUUUGAAUCUGAUAGCACACAUGCAACAGCUAUGUUGGAUUUGCGUCAGAGGAUUCUUCCUCCAGAUUUUCUAUCAGAAAAUUCUAAGGAAGCUGGGUUUUGUCUUUGGCUACUUCAUCCUGAACCAUCAUCACGGCCAACAACAAGGGAAAUCCUUCAAUCUGAAGUAGUCAAUGGAUUGCAGGAGGUUUGUGCUGAAGAAUUGUCAUCAUCUGUUGAUCAGGAUGACAUUGAAUCAGAAUUGUUAUUGCAUUUCCUUGUGACAUUAAAAGAACAAAAGCAGAAGGAUGCCUCAAAGUUAGUGGAAGACAUGAGAUGCUUAGAAGCAGAUAUUGAAGAAGUUGAGGGAAGGCAUUGUUCAAAAAAACCAUUGGCUCAUUCGAGCUUGCAUGAUGACUCCCUUCACGUUGAAAAGCAAAAUAUGUUCUUCCAUAAAGAGCCUUCAAGCUCAAAAUAUGUUUUUAAUACAAAUGAGUCGAAGUUAAGAAAUAAUAAUUGCCAGCUUGAAAGUGCUUACUUCUCCAUGAGAUCCAAAAUUCAGCUCCCUGAUACUGAUGCUACAACACGGUUAGAUAAAGAAUUAUUAAGAAACCGGGAGAAUUGGCAUUCAACACUAAAGGAUGAAGAGAAGCAGACUUCCACAGAUCGCUUGGGAGCCUUCUUUGAUGGUCUGUGCAAGUAUGCUCGUUAUACUAAGUUUGAAGUACGUGGAGUACUAAGAAAUGGGGAAUUUAAUAGUUCUUCGAAUGUAAUAUGCUCCUUGAGUUUCGAUAGGGAUGAAGACUACUUCGCAGCUGCUGGAGUCUCAAAGAAAAUAAAGAUAUUUGAGUUUAGUGCUCUCUUCAAUGAUUCUGUUGAUAUUCAUUACCCAGUGAUUGAGAUGUCGAACAAAUCAAAGCUCAGCUGUGUUAGCUGGAACAACUAUAUCAAAAACUAUCUUGCAUCAACUGAUUACGAUGGUGCAGUCAAGUUAUGGGAUGCAAGUACAGGUCAACCUUUUUCUCAAUACAAUGAGCAUGAAAAGAGAGCUUGGUCUGUCGACUUUUCGGUAGUGUGUCCCACAAAAUUAGCUAGUGGAAGUGAUGAUUGUUCAGUGAAAUUGUGGAGCAUUAAUGAGAAGAACUCUUUAAGCACAAUCAGGAACAUUGCAAAUGUAUGCUGCGUUCAGUUCUCUGCUCACUCCACUCAUUUACUGGCUUUUGGAUCUGCAGAUUAUAGAACCUAUUGCUAUGAUCUUCGAUAUGCUAAAACACCAUGGUGUACAUUGGCUGGCCAUGAUAAAGCUGUAAGUUAUGUGAAAUUCUUGGACUCUGAGACCCUUGUUUCUGCAUCCACUGACAACACAUUAAAGCUAUGGGAUCUCAACAAAAGCACUCAUAGUGGUCUUUCCACCAAUGCUUGCAGCCUGACCCUUAGUGGACAUACCAAUGAAAAGAACUUUGUGGGUUUAUCUGUUGCUGAUGGUUAUGUAGCCUGUGGUUCGGAAACUAAUGAGGUUUAUGCUUAUUAUAGAUCUUUACCUAUGCCAAUUACUUCUCACAAGUUUGGAUCUAUCGAUUCAUUUUCUGGAAAGGAGACUGAUGAUGAUAAUGGACAAUUCGUUUCUAGUGUCUGCUGGAGAGGGAAAUCAGACAUGCUUGUCGCUGCCAAUUCAAGUGGGUGUAUAAAAGUCUUACAGAUGGUUUAAGGAAAAGGUACUUAUUGAACUUCAAUUUAGGAGUCAUAGUCCUCUUCAUGCUCUCUGUUAACGUGCCGUACAGCCCAUCCUUAAGCUGAAUUUGUUUCGCAUGGUGAAACUGAGAGUGAGUUGGAAUGAAUGAACUGUCUGUGAAUAUAUAAGAUCUUGGAUUUGAGCCAUCCAUGUGAGAUAGGCUGUAGUCAUCUGCAAAUUGGGCAUAACUUCUGCACCAAGAUACUGAGAAGUGCCAGAUAAAUCUCUUAAUCAGAAGAUUGUGAUACGAGAGCACAUACCCAUUGGAUUCAAAACCAGGGUUUCACGUUGCCAUUAAUAGAGUAUGCUCGAGGACUGUUGGCGUUUUGUCAAAUGGACAUAAUCAAGAUUGUGAAAUCAGUUCAAGCAAGUUAUAGCUGAAAAUAGAAUUCUGGGAAGCAAGAACAGCAGUUUCAUGCAUCAAGUGAUCGAAGCUCAGAGAUUUACAGUACUAGUUUAACUGAUACAGAUUAGUUUUGCCAUCCGUUUUAGUUUCCAAUGGACUGGCAUUUGUAACCAAGCUGCUUAUUCUUAGGAGUUAAAGCAUUUUUAACAAUUUCACAAGAAAUUUCCUUGUAACUAAUUUCUGAUGUCUAAAUACAACGCAGCCAAUGUAAAUUCUUUGAGGUUUGAUUAAUAUGAUAAAUCUGUUUUGUUAAGGUAGAA
Messenger RNA from Ziziphus jujuba (common jujube), 4109 nucleotides. RefSeq names its product protein SPA1-RELATED 2. Gene Ontology annotation, biological process: photomorphogenesis. The coding region runs from base 246 to 3419 and encodes 1057 amino acids. Lineage: Eukaryota; Viridiplantae; Streptophyta; Magnoliopsida; Rosales; Rhamnaceae. The record is from RefSeq and is a predicted model, not a curated record. The transcript has 9 exons. Gene Ontology annotation, molecular function: protein binding.